ACUUCCGAUAGCUGCGAUUGGUUAGGUCUGGCUUCAAUAUGGCGGCCAACGCGACUACCAACCCGUCUCAGCUCCUGCCGCUCGAGCUUGUGGACAAGUGUAUAGGUUCACGUAUUCACAUUGUGAUGAAGAGUGAUAAAGAAAUUGUUGGCACACUCUUAGGAUUUGAUGACUUUGUCAACAUGGUGUUAGAGGAUGUUACAGAGUUUGAAAUCACACCUGAAGGAAGAAGAAUAACAAAAUUAGAUCAGAUCUUGCUAAAUGGAAAUAACAUAACAAUGCUGGUUCCUGGAGGAGAAGGACCUGAAGUGUAAAUUGAUUCAUUUGUCAUCUAUGAAGACUCUUGUUAUAUAUUCUGUUAUCUCAAUGGAGUGCUUUUGGUUUUCAUUUUGUUUACAUUUAAAGUUGAUAUUUGAUAAAAGGUAAAAUUUCCUAUUCAGGGAAGAUGCAUUGCUGAUGCUGACUUUGUAAGUUAAAAUCAUGACUUUAUUGUAAAGACCGAUCUGCUGUUCAGAAUAAAACAAACAUUUUCUUUUUGUUAAA
Messenger RNA from Trachemys scripta elegans, 543 nucleotides. RefSeq names its product LSM5 homolog, U6 small nuclear RNA and mRNA degradation associated (gene LSM5). Gene Ontology annotation, molecular function: RNA binding. Gene Ontology annotation, biological process: mRNA splicing, via spliceosome. The record is from RefSeq and is a predicted model, not a curated record. Lineage: Eukaryota; Metazoa; Chordata; Testudines; Emydidae. Gene Ontology annotation, cellular component: Lsm1-7-Pat1 complex; U6 snRNP; U4/U6 x U5 tri-snRNP complex. Bases 39 to 314 code for a protein of 91 amino acids. The transcript is spliced from 5 exons.